Pectinophora gossypiella (pink bollworm) is the source of this 1089-nucleotide messenger RNA. RefSeq lists its product as uncharacterized. NCBI's taxonomy places the organism in Eukaryota, Metazoa, Arthropoda, Insecta, Lepidoptera, Gelechiidae. The record is from RefSeq and is a predicted model, not a curated record. The transcript has 6 exons. Bases 1 to 1089 code for a protein of 362 amino acids.
AUGACAGCAAAUGAUAUGCAUGCUAAAUAUCCUAAUAAACAACCAACGAGGGUAUGGGAUCCUUUGAGGAUAGAGUAUCCAGUAAGGAAGUUCCCUGGUGCAGGCGAGACUAGCGUCACUAUAGGACAUGAAUGGAGAGCAGUACCCGAGGUUUCAAAGAGUUUGAAAAUCCCUCUCGACGAAAUCAAACGAUACUAUCGAGAUUAUACCGUCAGUAUGGAUUUGAUGCGUUCACAAUCCACAAAGGACUUCGGCGUCAAACAUCCAGAAACUAAGAAAUUCAACAAGCAUACUUCGAGCACUGAGAAUCUCUACAUUUACCCACCAAACAAAAGGAUUACAGAUCAACCACCACUUCAAGGAGUGUACGGCAGCACAGAAAUGAGGAGCGCGUACAAAGUACCCACUACACCGGCCAGAUUGGUCACUGACAAAGACCAGUUCAAACAUCCUGCUAGUUUGCCUCUCGACCCACCCUUUAUCGAACCAAGUUUUCACAAAGAGAUAGAGCCUUUGGACACGACGCAUGAGGGUUUCCAGAUAUACUUGGACCCUUACUUGACAACCAACAGGCUUCAUCAUCGGCCAUACACGGCGGAACAGCUCAGCAGACCAUCUAAUACGAGAGACAUCGUCACUUAUUAUACGCUUUCUGAUACUCCUAUGGUUCGAACACCAAAAACCAAGCAUGAAGAAUGGCGGCUACCUCUGAGUAGGCCUAAGUCAAUGUAUGACCGAGAGAAAUUCAAACAAGACUUCAGGGAAAUUAGAACUCACAAUAGACAUAAAUGGGUGCCAGGGGCCUUUCGGACCGAAGUAAAGGAUAACUACACACCUAUCACAACAAGACCUGAUUCCCGAAUCCAUAAUUCAGAAGCAGAAGUCAGAUCUAUGUACCAAAGGGCUUUAGCUGAUUUGCCUACAAAUAUAGAUGUUGAAUAUUCAGCUUAUCUGCAGGAUUAUAGAACUGAGAAUUCUACAGUCGGUUCUGGGAAACCGCUCUGUACAAUUAUUGACCAGUAUCCAGAAAUGAACAAAAGAUUAGAAAUAAGGGAGAGAAAUAUUAGAAGUAAGUUUCAAAAGGCGUAA